This is a messenger RNA of Ctenopharyngodon idella (grass carp), 1335 nucleotides long. RefSeq names its product proprotein convertase subtilisin/kexin type 1 inhibitor, like (gene pcsk1nl). The transcript has 3 exons. Bases 90 to 1091 code for a protein of 333 amino acids. Gene Ontology annotation, molecular function: endopeptidase inhibitor activity. The record is from RefSeq and is a predicted model, not a curated record. Lineage: Eukaryota; Metazoa; Chordata; Actinopteri; Cypriniformes; Xenocyprididae. Gene Ontology annotation, biological process: negative regulation of endopeptidase activity.
CCCUCCCUCUCUCUCUGUCCAUCUCUGCGCUGGUGUUCAGUGGCAGCGUUUCUCUUCACUGCAGAGGCAGCUACAUUCUCUCCUCCAGGAUGUCGGGCCUACUGACCAGCUCUGUUCUGCUUUUCCUCUCUCUGACGCUGUUCCAGAUCCCCGCACCAGAGGCAAAGCCUCUCUCAGCCAUGCGUGGCGGCGGUCGCAGCUAUGACAGCCAGGCAGGUGGAGUGCGUCUCCGAAGAGACCUGCGUGACUCAGUGCCCUACGAGGCCCAGAUGAUGUCUUAUCCCGCUGCUGACUUCAAGAGUCGGAGCAAUGAUCUGUACUACCAACCAGAGGUCUUGAGGGCUCAAGGUCUUGGACAAGCCCUCCAGCGACUGGUGGAGAACGACCAGAGGCGGGAACAGGAAGCAGCUUAUCUGGCAUCAAUGCUGCGUCUCCUUAAUGAAGCACAGAAUAACAGACAGGGCAAACCAGAGGAAGAUGAGGAGGAUGAGGGUGAUUUCCAGGGACCCUACCCUCCAGACUACGAUGAGACAGAGCAGGCCGUGAGCAUGGCCAAGCCCCAGGGCCUUCUGGAUCCUCAGCUUACUCAGGCUCUACUCAACCGCUACAAGCAGGAGAGACUGAUGCAGGCUGGACUUGCUCCGACAAACAACAGGAUUCCAGAGAGAGAGCAGGACAAAGACCAAGAGAUGCUCAGGUACCUUGUUGAGAAGAUCCUCUCCAGCUUGGCAUCGGGUGGCAAUCAGGGAGGCCCUUCAAACCAGCGUGCUAAACGGGACCUGAGCGCCGUGGCCAGCAUGGAGCGAUCCGCAGGACCCGCCCUAAAACGCUCCCGUCGCUCCCUAGACUCCGCCCCUGCCCCCUCCCCCCAGGUGGAGGCAUCACUGCUGAGGGUGAAAAGACUCGAUGAUGAUGUUGACGACGACGGCAUCGCAGGUCAGAGCAACAGAACGCCACACGUCGGCCUGCAGAGAAUGAAGCGCAUAGACACUGACCUGCCGCCCCCCAAAAAAACCAGCCGCAAGCGCAGAGCCCUGACCUAUGACCCCGCCCUGAUCGCACAGCACAUCCUGCAGUACCUGCCAGCCUAAAGAGUGCAUGUGAAAGUCAGAGGAAACAAGGGAAAUGUGGGGAGGGGAAAUAGAAGGAAAUCCAGACAGACAGAGCGAGCGAGAGUUUCUGAUGGGGACGGCAACAAUUCACUUGCUUUCAGAAACGCCAGCAUUCAUUGUCAUCUGCCUAAGUCUAAUCAGGCCUGCUUGCCAAGGUACUCUGAUAUGAUGUUACUCUGUUUCGAUGUUAUACUAUAAUAAAUUCCACACACAUAACAGCUUA